Messenger RNA from Planococcus citri (citrus mealybug), 1593 nucleotides. RefSeq names its product diacylglycerol O-acyltransferase 2-like protein 6. Bases 181 to 1245 code for a protein of 354 amino acids. Gene Ontology annotation, biological process: triglyceride biosynthetic process. The record is from RefSeq and is a predicted model, not a curated record. Gene Ontology annotation, molecular function: diacylglycerol O-acyltransferase activity. The transcript is spliced from 6 exons. Lineage: Eukaryota; Metazoa; Arthropoda; Insecta; Hemiptera; Pseudococcidae. Gene Ontology annotation, cellular component: endoplasmic reticulum membrane.
AUACAUUUUUAUCGCCGCAAUUCGUCGGCUUAUCUCAGAGUCGAUUAAAAAUAAACUCACGCUUGACUUUUGAAAUACAAAGACAACGACAGGCGUAAAAAAUACCAACACGAAUGAUAAGAAAAUGAUAAUAUUUUUGAAAAAUGCAAUUUCCUCGCAGUCGAAAGUAAUAACAAAAGAAUGUUUGCUCAAGUUGACACUCAUCAGAGCUUCGAAAUGAACACGAAAAUGAACGAUGAUGCUAAAGAAACAGAUUUCGUAGGAUCAAAAAUUGAUGUUGGAGCUUGGAAUAAGCUCUCAAAGGAGCAUCUUCAAACACUAUCGGUAGCUCUUAACUUAUUCCUAGGAUUAAGUGGAACCACACUCGUCCCCAUUCUGCUGAUUUACAUAUUCUUCUACACACGAUUAUGGUUUCUGGUGCCUUUAUAUUUAGCAUGGAUCUAUUACGACAGAAAGACUGGUUUCACAGGAGGCAGGAAAUUGAACUGGUUCAGACGUAGCAAAAUGUUCGAAUAUUUUCGCGACUAUUUUCCAUGCAGAUUGAUCAAAACUCAAAAUCUAGAAGCUGAUCGAAAUUACCUAUUCGUAGUCUAUCCUCAUGGUAUGUUCGCCUUGAGUACGAUUUGUUGUUUUUGCACUGAGGCGAAUUCGAUCGAAAGUAGAGUAUUUCCUGGAUUGGAUUUUCGAAUUGUGACCAUAGAUGCGCAUGUAUGUUGCCCCAUAACGAGAGAAUAUUGUUUAUCAAUGGGUUGUAUUGGUUCAAGAGAAUCAAGUAUUCUACACGUAUUGAAUUCGAAGCCAUCCAAAGCAGUCGUAUUAGUGCCCGGAGGAGGGGCAGAGAUGCAAAUUACCGAACCUGGUAGUACUUACAGAAUUAUAACCAGUCGUAGAAAAGGAUUUGUUCGUUUGGCUUUGAAAACUGGGACACCUUUAGUUCCGGUAUUUUCAUUCGGCGAACAAAAUCUUUACUCGAGAUAUCAAUCGAAAUGGCUACAAAAAAUGGUCAAGAAAAUCACCGGUAUCUAUGAUGUUGUGCCCAAAGGCAGAAUGGGUAUUUUACCCUAUAGACACCCAGUAAAUACAGUUGUUGGUAAACCGAUCCAUGUACCUAAGAUUGAGAACCCCUCGACAAAAGAUAUCGACGAAUAUCACGCGAAAUUUGUUCAAGAACUUACAGCUCUGUUUGAAGAUAAUAAAUGCAAAUAUGACGUCAACAAGAGCAAUGCUGAGCUAAUAAAUUUAUAACAGAUCAUAAGAAAAGUUUUCAUCAGCGAUCGAGAAAAAAAAUUGAAUUACCUAAGUAAAGUUAUAAAUAAUUUUUUAAAAAAUGUAUCGGAAAAAUCUUGAAAAAAUUCCAAAAAAUGCCAUAAAAAAUCGAAAAUAAAUGCUAAAAAAUAUAAUUAAAUGUCACAAAUCAAAGUACCAUUGAAAUUUAGUUGAAAUAUUAAAAACAGGAAAUUACUCGACAGGAAACAUAAUUUUAAAAUUUAAGAUGUAUAUUUUUUUUUUACAAAAUCUUAGUCUUAUCUAAGAUUAAAAUAGUUAUUAUCAUGCUAAUAUUAUCUACUAUGUGAAUUAUAUUCUUUCUUACGA